CACACAAUUCAAUAUCUCGAAAUUUAGUAAAAAAUCAAUUUUUUUUUUUUUUUUCAAAACACAAAGCCCGGUCCAGUAAAACCUAACGCCUAAUAAUGGGAGUUAUCAAGCAAUAUUUAGCCGGCCUUGCGGCAGCUUUCGGAGCCUUCUGUCUGGGCGCCUCGAUUGGAUGGUCGGGUCCGGUCGAAUUCGCCGUUCUUUCGGGCCAGGCGUACAAGAAGUUCACACCAACUUCCGAUGAAUGGGGUUGGGUCAGUUCACUGAUGACGCUGGGCGCCGCCUGUAUGUGUGUGCCUAGUGGGAUCCUAAUCAAGGCGAUUGGACGCAAAAUAACGAUGUUGUGUCUAGUGUUGCCUUACCUAGUUGGCUGGGCUCUGAUCAUAUUCGCCCAGAAGGUGAUUAUGCUUUUUGCGGGACGUUUCAUUGUGGGUGCAUGUGGUGGCGCAUUCUGCAUUACGGCACCCAUGUACACGACCGAGAUCGCCCAGGUGGAGAUCCGCGGUAUGAUGGGCUGCUUCUUUCAACUAUUGAUUGUGCAUGGUGUGCUCUACGGCUAUGUGGCUGGUGCCAUUUGCACCACAUUUGUGUUCAACAUAGCUUGCGGUGUUCUACCGUUACUGUUCUUUGUAUUCUUCGUAUGCAUGCCAGAGUCGCCAGUGUAUUUGGCACAGAAGGGCAAAACGGAAAAGGCGGAGAAGGCACUGAAAUGGUUGCGUGGCGGCGAUGCGGAUACCAGUGCCGAGUUGGGGGCGAUGGUCGCAUCCGGCAAUAAGGAGAAGGUUAACAUCGGCGAGUCCCUCUGCCGGAAGGCAACACUGAAGGGCCUCUUCGUAUCGAUGAUGCUGAUGUUGUUCCAACAGUUGACGGGCAUCAAUGCGAUCAUCUUCUACUCGACCGGCAUAUUUGUAUCGGCCGGCACUGGAAUGUCCGGUUCGACAUGCACAAUUGUGAUUGGUGUGGUGAUGGUGUUUGCCACCAUUCUGGCUGUGCUAAUUAUUGAGAAGGUCGGCCGGAAGAUCCUGUUAUUAGUAUCCGCAAUACUGAUGGCCAUUACCACUUGUAUAAUGGGCUGCUACUUUCAAUUUCUGCUGACAUCGAAUGUCGGCAUUUUACCUGUUAUAUCUAUUUGUAUCUUCAUAGUUGGUUUCUCCGUUGGAUUUGGGCCGGUGCCUUGGCUACUGAUGGCAGAGGUAUUCGCCGAGGAUAUCAAGCCGAUAGCUGGUUCGAUUGCCGGCACAAGCAAUUGGUUGUUCGCCUUCUGUGUGACCAAACUGUUCCCCAUUCUGGUAGAGCAUUUGGGUACUGGGCCAACAUUUUGGAUUUUCACCGUCAUCUCUGUGGCGGCUGUAAUCUUCAUUUUCAUCUUCGUACCGGAAACCAAAGGCAAAACCUUGGACGAAAUCCAGGCUGAGCUUGGCAAGUCCAAAAAGGAGGCCGCAUAAAUUGCCAUCAAACCAUCUUAGCUACGACUCUCAACCAACUUACCGGACAAUUCAUCUUCAACGACAACCAUCGAACCAACGAAAAGGAAAAUUUUAAAUCUGUGUGUUUAGUUUUUGGCAGUUCAAUUGUCCCGACAAACAAAUUAAAUGUUUCACCAUUGAAAUAAUCAUUAGCAAUAAAUGCAACAUAUAAAAAGUUCACAA
Scaptodrosophila lebanonensis is the source of this 1646-nucleotide messenger RNA. It is a transcript of the gene sut4, whose product is annotated as facilitated trehalose transporter Tret1-2 homolog. The transcript has a single exon. The coding region runs from base 96 to 1442 and encodes 448 amino acids. The record is from RefSeq and is a predicted model, not a curated record. Lineage: Eukaryota; Metazoa; Arthropoda; Insecta; Diptera; Drosophilidae. Gene Ontology annotation, molecular function: sugar transmembrane transporter activity. Gene Ontology annotation, cellular component: membrane. Gene Ontology annotation, biological process: carbohydrate transport; transmembrane transport.